Cryptomeria japonica (Japanese cedar) is the source of this 3041-nucleotide messenger RNA. RefSeq names its product two-component response regulator ORR23. The record is from RefSeq and is a predicted model, not a curated record. Lineage: Eukaryota; Viridiplantae; Streptophyta; Pinopsida; Cupressales; Cupressaceae. Gene Ontology annotation, biological process: cytokinin-activated signaling pathway; phosphorelay signal transduction system. The coding region runs from base 844 to 2529 and encodes 561 amino acids. Gene Ontology annotation, molecular function: DNA binding. The transcript is spliced from 5 exons.
GAUUUGCCCUAGACGGUGCGUUGAAAUGAAUUCUUUGUCACUUGACGGAACCGUUAGGACGCUGAGUCAUAUCGCUGGAGUAGGUGGUCACCGGUUCGAAUAUCGGUAGGCGUAGGUCGGUUGGAUGAAGAGGAAACUCAGGUGCGGUUUUGUCAUCGACCGCCUCAGAUAGGUAGAAGGCCCCGAGCUUCCGAGUUCACGAUUUAGUUGCAGGUGGAAACGGAUGCUUUGGACGGUGGGAAAGGCUGUUGUAUUUAUGUGUUGUCACUUAUUCUUAGCAGGAAAAACUCCAGCUGGGGUUUUAACCGGCAAGUGACUGACCUUUUGGCUGCGGAAUCCUGUACUGAAAAGCUGUAUAUUCUGAAACAAUGAAUUAUGGUUUUGUGCCUAGUUCAAAGCUUUAGAGAUGCCUAGAACGCUUUGGUCCAAGUAUUUGGAACAGAAAGCGCUUUGGACUCGGUGACAAGGUGAAGGAAGGGUUUGGAUGAACAAUUGAUUUGUGAAGAGGGGAACAUCAAGCGUAAAAUAAACACAAGGAAUCGGACUUAUGCCUUCAUGCGGCCAAGUACAGCCAUUUCCUUUGCAGUACAGAAAACAUGUCCGUGAAAGUAAACCCGGUUAGAAUGCUUUUUUGAAGUUAACAAAGAUGUAAUAUCCAGUACAAAUUUUGGACACACUCUAAACGUAAGCUCCUUUCGGCUUUAAAGGCGCAGUGUCUUGGUUUAAAUAUACAAAUAAGAAGCUUCUCGAGCAGAAGUGGGGUUUUUGGUGGUCCAGCCUUGUAGACUUAUACAUAUAUAGGGUUUUGAAGCAGCUGGCUAUGGUGAAAGUGAAACAAGUGUAAUGGAUUCGUCAGAGUCCCAGCGGGGUCGAAAAUUAGGGAUGGCGAAACCCCGCGCCAGAAUUGCAGAAGAGUCUCGAUCCAUGAAACAAAUAGAGAACUUUUCUCCCAAGGGCUUGAAGGUUCUGGUUGUGGAUGAUGAUCCUUUGUGCCUCAUGGUUCUCGAAAGAAUGCUACGCCAGUGCGAUUACAACGUGACAACAUGUACUCGGGUUACAGAAGCAAUAGCCAUGGUGAUGGAAAAGAAAGAUCGUUUUGAUCUCGUGAUGAGCGAUGUCUACAUGCCAAAUGAGGAUGGUUUCCAUUUACUGGAGGUCAUAGGAUUAACGCUCGAUUUGCCCGUAAUUAUGAUGUCGGGAAAUGCUGAAACGAGUACGGUAAUGAAGGGAAUAACUCACGGAGCAUGCGAUUAUUUGAUAAAGCCUGUGAGAAUGGAAGAACUAAGAAAUAUAUGGCAGCAUGUUGUUCGGAGACGGGGAAGAGAAAACCUGAGAUCGGAGGAAUAUUGUGGGGAAAGUGACCAUGAAUAUAAAGUGGCGGAAUCCUCUGACUCCUCUUCCAAAAAGAGGAAGGAUUCCGAGAAUUUGGAGUACUCCAGCGAAAUAAUAGACGAUAUAAGUAGCCUGAAGAAGUCUAGAAUACACUGGACCGUGCAACUUCAUCAACAAUUCGUUGUUGCAGUAAAUCAAUUAGGAAUAGAUAAGGCGGUCCCCAAGAGAAUAAUAGAGAUCAUGGGCGUACAUGGUCUCACACGAGAGAAUGUUGCAAGCCAUCUUCAGAAGUAUCGUUUGUACUUGAAGCGACUGAGCGGGUCAAUUCCUGAACCAUACCCAGUGGCUUCGUUCCAGGCUGCUGAGGACGGAAAAUCGGGUGGCACCAUGCAAGUGCAACCUGGGGGGAAAAGCCCCCAUGCCUCACCGGCUCCUGGAGGAGUGAAGGGCAUAAACUUGGGUGUUGGGGUGAAUCCCAAGGCAGGUUUUCGACUGGGUCGAAUAGACCAAGCUACACUCAAAUCAUUGGAGCAGUACCGAGCUUACGAACAGAAGCUGGCUGCUAAUCGAGCUCAAGUCUUGGGAGGUAUCGGAAUAUUGCCCUCUAAGCAAUCAAAUGUUGGGCAGCUAGCAGAUACAAAAGGUGCUGGGCUCCAAAGAAUGGCUUCUGUAGAUCUAAGUUUGCUAUGGAAAGCUCAACGUGAUGAUGACACUGCUAACCAAAAUCAACAAAGAGCAAGCGUAGUUGAUGAUUCAGCCACCCAGAGUCUGAAAGUAUCUGUGAAAGUGGAGGAAGACUCUUUUUCUGCUCCCAUCGAGUCUUUUUCUGCUCCUAAGCAUUCUACUUCCAGACACUCAAGGGCACGCAGUAUGAGCGCUGAAUGCUCUAAUACCUUUCCUAGUACAACUUUCCACAUAUCAGAACCAGAAAAAUCUUUGCUAAGUCGGGGUCUCUUGCUGGAGGGAAGCACAAGCAACAUGGAUAGCAGAGAGAUGCAGAUAGAUCCUGGUGUUGAUUUAUUUGAUAGCUUUGUAGACGACUAUGGAUUAACUUCAAUUGAAGCACCUUCUGAAAUGCAUCCACACCAGCAGGGAUUUGAUAAUGCGGCCUUUCAGGGAUGUCAAGAUCCCUUGUCCUAUGCACCCGAGGACAUUUCAGGUUACCUCUUAGAAGAUAUCCUUCCUAAGUCUGGUUAGGAAGAUAAGUCUCUUAGUAAGGACAUUUAAAAACGAAUUAUAGAUGUGUUUAUUACAAAUGUAGAUAAUGAUACUGAUUAUCAUGUGUCGUGGCUUUGUGUCACUUCAACUUCUUCAAAUGCUCUGUAAUGUUACUGAAAGCCUUCCAUGAACGACGUGGAUGGCUCAUUUUUAUGUCAAAGUUAUACCUCAGUCAUAAUUUAUUGUUAAAAGUAGUUUAUAGGUGUCACAGACUGAACGUGGUUGGCAUUGGUAUUAGUGCUUGCUGGCGUGCCAAUUGAAGAAAGGACAUGGGCGGUGGCACGUUAAUUAAAUGUUUAAGUAAAGGUAAAGGAAAGGAAUCAGACAGAAGGUUGCGCUUUUGUAGGUAUUGUUCUCGCGCUUCAGAAAAUCGUGGGACUCGCUCCUAAACGAGGUCUGCGGGUCCAGUUGAAAAAGGUGAGAUGUGAUUGCUUUCGUAUAUUGCUGGGUCGGGGGGCUUUAAAGAUAAAUAAAAGAUAUUGUUGCCUUUA